Messenger RNA from Lodderomyces theae, 4728 nucleotides. It is a transcript of the gene PEP1, whose product is annotated as type I sorting receptor. Gene Ontology annotation, molecular function: protein binding. The coding region runs from base 1 to 4728 and encodes 1575 amino acids. Gene Ontology annotation, cellular component: Golgi apparatus; membrane. The transcript has a single exon. Lineage: Eukaryota; Fungi; Ascomycota; Pichiomycetes; Serinales; Debaryomycetaceae. The record is from RefSeq and is a predicted model, not a curated record. Gene Ontology annotation, biological process: Golgi to vacuole transport; Golgi to endosome transport; protein targeting to vacuole.
AUGAAGUACACAACCAUUCUACUACUAUUAAGUGCAUGGGUUUCUAUAGUAUGUGCUUUUACGCCCGAAAUAUCGGUCACCGAAUCUGACUCUAUUUCCAAGUUGAUACGAUAUUUUGACGAUUCAUCAAACAUUUUGAUCAUGAGGGAUAACAAGGCUUUCAUUUCAUUUGACGAUGGGAAACUGUUUGAACAGGUGAAGGGAAUUGAGGAUAAGGUCGUCAGUAUCCAAUUUGAUCCAUUUGUCAAAGAUCGAGCAUUCAUUUUAACAAUGACCAAAACCCACUUUGUAACAAAUGACCAAGGUAAGUCUUGGUCAAAGUUUACUUCUGAUGUUUACGAUUUCGAUGGGAAUGGGUUGGCUUCAGUACCGAAAUUGGAAUUUAAUGCAGCCGACCCAAAUUUGUUGCUCAUGUCGAAUUACCAGUGCCCUGAUGAAAACUAUAAUCACAAAUGUGAGCAUGUAUUCCACUACACUAAAGAUGGUUUCAAGUCAGCGUCUAAAAAGUUGCCAAUCAAUGCUCAUGUCUGUAGGUUUGCAAGGGCCACCAAGGAGUCUGGAAUUGCAAAUUCGCAAACUAUCUAUUGUUCCGAAAAUGAACUCAAUUCACACAAGCACAUUGUUAAAUCGCGUCUUUACAAGUCUGAUGAUUUUUUCAAGAAUAGAAAAGAGUUUGAUUUGACUGAAACUGGUAAUGGUGCGAUAAUUGACAUUAAAGUGGAGGAGAAUUUCAUGACUGUUGUGAUGAGAAACGACAAAUUUAAUGAGAAAUCCAGGGUGGACAUGUAUGUGUCCAAGGACGGGAAAGAUUUUCUUAAAGCUGACUUGCAGGUGGAUGUCAAGUAUGGGGUGAUGUCGUUCCAUGCUUCAUCGCCAUCAGCGCUAUUUCUUCUGACUAUGUCAUAUGGAAGGGGCUCCUCUCGGGCUUCCAAAUUGUUUAGGUCGGAUUCAUUGGGAUUGCAUUUCACUGAAGUUCUCGACAAUAUUGCUAGCGAUGUUGUAUUGAAAGUGGAAAACAUUGACGGCGCUUGGCUUGCUGAUGUUCAGGUUGAAAGUGAAGAAGAUGCUCCAAAGUCGCUAUUGGAUAUCAUAUUUGGAGGCGGGAAAUCAAAGGACGUGAUAACAAAGUAUUCAUUCAACGACGGUGAUGAUUGGAUUCCUCUAAAACUGAAUAGCCCUAAUUGUAAAAUUGAGGAUGGGUGUUCUGUGCACUUGUGGUCAUUUAGCGAGCUAGGUGGUGAAGGAAAAUUUGUGACAGGACCAACUCCAGGAAUCUUGAUGGGAGUGGGAACAGAAGGAAAGCACCUUACCCACGAUAUUAGUGAAAUGAAAACAUUUGUGUCUCGUGAUGGGGGAUAUUCGUGGGACUUGGUGUUGGAGGAAGCUUGUGUAUUUUCUUUUGGUGACCAAGGGAAUGUCAUGUUAGCAAUGCCUUAUGCUGGAGUGAAAAGGACUGAUCCGGGAAAAUUUUUUUACUAUUCAUUGAAUCAAGGCAAGGACUGGGAAAAAGUGGAAAUCAAAGAUGCAGUUUAUAUUUUGGAUUUUAUCACUUCUGUCGAUGGCUCUUCAAGAAAGUUCUUGAUCCACGGAAUCAAACCAGAUUUUAAUACGGGUGAUGAUAAGGAGUUGUUGUACCAUAUUGAUUUCUCGAAAGCUUAUGGUGGCAAAACAUGUAAAGACAGUGAUUUUGAAGACAUUUACGCGAGACAAGUUCCUGAUAAUAUACAACUUUGUGCCUAUGGUCACAAGGAGAAAUUCCACAGAAGAAAACAAGACGCUGAAUGUUUUGUUGACAAAUUAUUUGAAGAUGUUCGUGUAUAUGAUGAACCAUGCCAAUGUGUUGAAAACGAUUUUGAGUGUGCCUUGGGAUUCAAACCAAGUGAAAAAGGUGGCAAUCAGUGUGUUCCUGAUCCAAAAAUGAUUGCAAAGUUGUGUGAAGGGAAAGAUGUUCUCGAAAUCUACGACAAGUCUAAGAUCAAUGGCAACUUGUGUGAAUUGAGAAGCAAGAAAUUGGAGGAUUUCGCCACCAAGGAAAAGAUCAAGUGUGCUGACUACACAAAGCCUAAAGAUGAUCCAAGUGGUGAUACUCAAGAAAUCAAGAUCACAACUAGUGACUUUGAAGGGAAAUUGGCACAGUAUGCUUAUCUCGGAAACAAUGACAAAACCCUCGCCGACAAUGUCGUCAUGAAGACCAAUGAGGAUAGCAUAUUUGUGUCCACUAACGGGGGAGUCAGUUUUGUCAAGGCUCCGAUUCACGAUAAGAUUCUUGGGUUUUAUACGGGAUUGUUACCAGGCCAAAUUGUCCUCGUGUCCGAUACUGAUGUUCAGUAUUAUUCGGAGGAUGGAGCUGAAACUUUCCACAGAAUUACAACUCCCAAUAAAUUUGUCCCUGUUGUACGAAAAGCAGUGGCUUUCCACAAGACUGAUGCUUCAAAGUUUUUGUGGCUUGGUGGUGACUGUGAUGGGGGUGAUUACAAUUGUAAAGCUUCUGCAUACGUCACUACCAACUAUGGACAAUCGUUCAAUAAGAUAUUGGAUAAUGUUGUUGCUUGUGAUUACGUUGGUCCCAUUUUCAGAAAACCAGUUGACAAUUUGAUAUUCUGUACCAAGAUUGAAAGUGACGGGAAAAAGAGCUUGUAUUCGAUUGAUGGACUGAAGAGUGCUAACAAGAUUUACGAUGAUAUUGUGGGCUAUGCUGUUUCAGACACAUAUGUGGUGGCUGCUGUUGUUAAAGAUGGUUCACUUGAAGCUAAGGUCACUGUGGACGGCAAAAUCUUUGCUGAUGCUGACUUUCCCAAGGAUCUCAAGGUAGAACCUCAUCAAGCUUAUACUGUUUUGGAUUCCAGUACAGGUUCUAUCUUUAUGCAUGUUACCACUAGUGCUCAGAAUGGAUUCGAGUAUGGAUCGUUAUUGAAGUCCAAUUCCAACGGUACUUAUUUUGUUUUGAGUUUGGACCAUGUCAAUAGGAACGAGGAAGGAUAUGUCGACUUUGAUCGAAUCGAUGGAUUGGAGGGUACAAUAUUGGCCAAUAUUGUAGCUAAUUACAAAGACGGCAAAGGACAAAAGAAAUUACAAACACUCAUUUCCAGAAACGAUGGAAGUGAAUGGGACUACUUGAUUCCCCCAGCUGUUGAUUCAAAGGGUGCCAAGUAUGGGUGCAACGGGGCCCCACUCGAGAAAUGUGCAUUGCACCUACAUGGAUUCACUGAACGCGCAGAUUACAGAGAUACAUAUUCUUCUGGUUCCGCAGUUGGAUUCUUGAUUGGCGUUGGUAAUGUUGGCGAGUACUUGGAUGACAUUGCUUCUGCAUCGACAUUUUUAAGUACUGAUGGAGGCGCCACUUGGAAAGAGGUACAGCUGGGUGUAUAUCAAUGGGAAUAUGGAGACCAAGGUACAAUCUUGAUGUUGGUUGAUGCUGUUGGUGAAACUGACAAAUUUUUGUAUUCAUUAGAUGAUGGCAAAUCUUGGAAUGAGUACAAAUUUACCGAUAAACCAGUCAAGAUACUAGACCUAGCAACCGUGCCCACUGAUACUGCAAGAAAGUUUAUAAUUUUCGCCCAUCAUCCAAAGGACACAAGAGAUACAUUAUCCUACUCCAUCGAUUUCACAAACAUCUAUAAACGGCAAUGUCAAUUGGACCUCGACAAUCCCGAUUCUGACGAUUAUGAAUACUGGUCACCAUCUCACCCCAACACGCCCGACAAUUGUCUUUUCGGACACAAGUCGCAAUACUUGCGUCGUGCAAUGGGCCAUUACGAUUGUUUUAUUGGUGGCGCUCCGUUAUCCGAGGGUCAUAAAGUUACUCAAAAUUGUGCCUGUACUCGACGCGAUUACGAAUGCGAUUAUAACUACUACCGUGAUUCCAAGGACAAUACAUGUAAGUUGGUUGCAGGAAUGUCGGCCAGCGAUCGCAAGAAGGAUAUGUGUAGCAAACCGGGAGCUUUCCAGUACUUUGACACUACUGGGUACAGGAAAAUCCCACUUUCCACAUGUGUGGGCGGCAAGCAGUACGAUACAUUUAGUCCUCAUGCGUGCCCUGGCAAAGAGCAGGAGUUUAAUGAGUAUUAUGGACGCGAAAUUAAAGGUGGUAAAUUGUUUUUCAUUAGUUUUAUCCCAUUGAUUACAUUUCUUGGUACGACUUGGUUUGUGUAUGAUCGCGGGGUUCGUCGUAAUGGUGGGUUUGAGAGAUUAGGACAGAUCAGGUUGAACGAUCAGGACUUUGAGGAAGGGUUCAAUCCAAUUGAGGAUAAUCAAGUUGAUGUUGUCGUUAACAGGAUAGUUAAAGGUGGUGUAUAUACCGCCGCGGUGGUUUUUGCCACUUUUAAAACAAUACGCAAGAUUGAUCGCAAAGUGUUGGAGAAGAUUGGCAAUAUUGUGUUCAGACGGCAGCCAGGUGCGAGAAACUAUGUUUCUAUUCCUAACGAAGAUGAAGAUGAGUUGUUUGGUGAUUUUGAUGAUGAUGUCGAUGAGGAAUUGGCGCAUGGUGCCAGGUUGAGCCAGGAGCAAUUUGAGCGUCGUGAUAUGUUUAGGGAUGAUGAUGAUGAUGAUGAUUUUGAGUCAAAUAUUGACGUUGGUGGUGGAUCCUCAGCCAAAGGUGGAAAAGACACUGAUGGCGAUGGGAAAACAAAGGCGUCAAGUACUGAAAGACUUUUUGAUAUUGACGAUGAAGAAGAAGGUGAAGAAAGAGCAUCGUCUAAAGGUGACGAUGUGGAACCUGGGUCAAAGUAG